GUGCUGCCCGCCGGCGGCUCCCUUGGCGGCUGGGAUGCUUCCUCUUGGCGCCUCCCUCGCCGGUUUGCAGCUUCUGCCCCGCGCGUUGCAGCCCCCCUGAGAGGUUUCUCCUGCGUGGGUGGCCGAGAAAGUUGCGGUGCUUAAAGUGAUUUGGUUCCGCGGGAUCAGGGGUGGAAACAAUGGAGGACGAAUUUGAGGCUUUGUCCACACCCCCGUUUCUUACUGAGAGCUUGGAGAUGGCAAUGGAAGUGGAGAAUGAGAAACCGCCUUGUUUUUCUUGUGCUUUUGACAACCAAAAUGGAGGGAGAAGCUUCUCUGCAGAGUCUUAUUUAGCAAAUGGGUCUCUUAAGAGGGUUUUGCUGAGACUAGAUCCUUCUCCAAAUGACUAUGAAGAAGAUGUAGUGGAAAUGUUUGGCUUUCAGUGGGUUACUGAAAUGGCGUUAGUUGAAUCCUGUGGAUUUCUCUUUGGAUUACUUAGGCAGCAGAUAUGCAGACUGGAAAACCUAGUACAAAUGAGUUCCUCUGAUUUUGGUCAAGCUGCAAACUUGCACUCUGAAGCAGAGAGCAUCAGGAAUCAGUGUAUUAAGUUUUUGCAUUAUGUGAAAGUUUUCAUCUUCAGGUAUCUGGAACCCCCUAAAGUGGAAAAUGAUGGAAUGCUGCAUCCGUAUGAAGAGCUAGAAGCGCAGUUACCGUCAGUAUUGGUGGAAGAGCUUCAUGCUUUGACUAUGCACAUUGGUCACCUUUGUGAACUCCCUAGUAGUGUCCUGGCAGCAUUUACUAUUCAUCAUCAGGCAAAGGUCUUUCCCCCAUCAUGGCAUUUACUACAUCUCCACUUGGAUAUUAAUUGGCUAAUACUGGAAGUCCUUCAUGUACUAGGUGAAAAAAUGAUGAGACAAGUCGUAUAUGCUAACCAUUUCAUAAAUCUGACUGGAGAGAAUUUAACCAGUGUCAGUUUAUUUGAAAAACACUGUGGAAAUCUCAUAUCUGAUUUAAUAAGCUUGUCCAUCAACAAGUAUACAAAGGUGCGACCUUCUGAGGCUCUUACUAGUCACCAUUAUCCCUGUACCUGCAUUAAAGAACUCUGGAUUCUACUUAUUCAGCUGCUAGACCACAGAAGUAAAGGAUCUCAUACAGAGUGUUUCUGGAGCUUGGUGAACAAAACUCUAAAGAAUAUCUUUGAAAGGCCGAGUAAUUCAGAAGGGAUGUCCGGUUUUGAAGCAGUUCAGUGUAAAGACCCAUUGAGUUUUAGCUGGUGGAUUGUUAGUCAUCUGGCAUCACUCUACCAGUUUGACCGUAAUGGAAAUCUAGAUGAAAAGAAACAGAAGGAAUCCAAUUGGAAAUUUGUGGAAGAACUCCUUAAAAAAUCCACUGAUGCUCAAACCGGUGUGUUGGAGGAACACUUAAGAAUGCAUCUUCAGUGCUGUUUGACUUUGUGUAGUUUCUGGGAUUUGAACCUAUCUAUUGUCACCAUACUCUGGGAUUAUUACAGCAAGAAUCUGAACAGUGGCUUUGCUGUUCCUUGGCUUGGUCUGAAGGAUCUGGCAAAUGUUAGUAAGACUUCUUUGUCAAUGCUUGAGUUGGUGAAAUGUUGCUGCUGCGAACAGCAGAUCCCUUCUCUGUACAAGUCCCACAACAGUUACUUCAUUUUUCUCUGCAUUUUGGCACGGAUGAUUAAAGAAGAAAACAGUGACAUGCAUCCUUGGAAACAAAUUAAAGGACGAAUUUAUUCCAAGUUCCAUCGGAGAAGAAUGCAGGAGCUGACAGAAGUGGGGCUGCAGAACUUUUUUAGCUUAUUCCUCAUGCUAGCAAUUGUUGUGGAGACAGAAGAUAUAGUGAGUCGAGUGUUGGAUCUUUUGGAUUUCCUGGCUCCAUCCUCCAUCACCGUGUCUCAGAGAGCUCUCAUCUGGAGAGGUCAUUUUGCUUUCCUUUUGAUUUAUGUUGAGAAGAACUUGGACGUUAGCGUCCUAGCUGAGAAAAUCUCAAGUGCUUUCCGUGAGAAGGCAAAGGAGUUUUUAGUAAACAAAAAUGACUACACGCAGAGACACAAUCUCUGGACUCUACUUUCGACCUACAUUGAUGGUGUCCAGGAAGUGUUUGAGACUAGCUGCUACUUGAGCCUUUCUGAGGAAAAGUUGCUAAAUGAUGGCUUUACAAUGCUGCUGCCUGCUUGUCGAGGAGCUGAGCUGAGUAUGGUCUUGAAUUUUCUUCAGGUUGUACUAGCCAGACUUCGGAGUGUGCACGAACGUGUAAGCCAGGGACUUCAACUAGGGAACACAGCCCCAGACGCACAGCUCCCAUUAGUGGCUAAAGAGCACCACCUUGCUGUCGCCAGUGCUCUCUGGAGAAAUUUCUUUCCGUACUUGAAGAGCCAGAGAAUGUCACAGAUGCCGCCUUCCCCUCAGCUUGCUGAUACAGCUGCAGGUUUUACUCUCUUAGCUUUGGAUAUACCCAGCAAAGCCCUAUCAGAUCUCCAGCCACAGCCUGUUUUAUCAAUGAUGCAGCUGUUUGGAUGGGAUGACAUGGUGUGGCCUCAGCUGGUGUCAAGAUAUCUAAGUCAUCUAAUUCAAAACAGUUCACUGUGUGAAGCUUUUUCUAGUAUGGGAUAUACAUCCUAUGAAGCUCUGACAGUACGUUCUUGGUUUCGAUGCAUUUUGCAAAUGUUCAUAGAUCAACCAAGUGGUGUUCUGGCCAAGACAGAUGCUGAGCGAACAGUUGGGAAAGCCUAUUUGGAGCAGCUGACUGAAAUGACAAGACUGAUUUUUAAACUCUCAGAAGUAGAAAACAUUCUUUCAAAGGCUCAUGUUGAAGAAUCAGUUUUCAAGCAAGACCCAAAAUAUGCUCUUGUCCAGUUCAUUAAGGCUGUUGGUAGAACUUACAGUGGCCUUCAGACACUCCCUGAGAAAUCUGCCAUGGUAGCAAAGACUCUAGAGUAUUUAGGUGAUGUAUUAAAGUACGUAAAACCUUACCUGAAGGCAAAAGGACCUCCAGAAGGUCUGCAGCUUACAUAUUGGAUCAUAGGAUGUCUGGUAAAGUUCUGGGCACCAAUACUGGCUACUUCCAAGGCACAGCAACUCUUGUUUCGCAUUGUGGAUUGCUUAUUGCUGCCGCACUCUGUGCUUCAGCAGGACAAAGAACUGCCUGUGGCUUUGCUGUCUGCCAUUCAGGAAAGCCUGCCUCUUUAUCUUCAGGGCUUGUCCUUCAUAUGCUGUCAGUCUCAAACACAGGGUGCCUAUUUAAAUCAACUCCUUGGGAGCAUUAUUCGACACUAUUUUGGACGAUUUCUCCCUUCUUCUCCAACUGUGCCUGGUACUGGACAGCAUCCUAUGCUGACUGCUUUAUGCAGUUCCAUUACAGCCCCACAGAUGCUCCGUCUACGGAAGACCACUUUGCAUGUCAUAAGUGAAAACUACAUGCAGUUCAAAGGCAAUGCUCCACCUCCUCGCUUGGCCUCCGUUCUUGCUUUCAUUCUUGAAGUACUUCAGAGAACCCAGAGCACUGAACUGUGUGACAUUGAAUUAGUUCUCCCAUCUGUGUUGAAAUGCAUGGUAUUGGUUAAUGAGCUACAAGUUAAAAAAAUAUCUACAGACAUUGUACAGAACGUGGUAGAAGGCUGCCAAGCAGGGUCAGGAGGAGAACAUGCCACCCAGCUGACUUCUGUAUUUAGGCAGUUUAUCCAGGAUUAUACCGCUGUCUAUGAUCACCGGGUUUUCAGCAUACUAGAAACAGUGGCAGUCUUGGAUCAGAUGUUGGUUACCAGCCUGAUUCCCACAAUCACACAGUCUCUGAAGGAUUUGGAGUACAAACAAGGUCUUGGAAGAAAUGCUGCACAGAGAGAAGCCUAUAAAAGACUCUUAUCUUACCUCGCAGAGGCUGGACAAAAUGAGAUACAAAAACUGGAAAAUGAGACAGAUGAGUAGUGUGCUGGUGAUUAAUUCUUUCCUCUUGGAUGUUGUGACACUGUCAAUACCUAAAACUAUACUCUACGACACAGUAGACAAGUUCUUUAUCUUACAAUGGAAAUACAUUUAUCAAUUUUGUGGUUGGUUUUUUCCCCCAAUUUAUGUAUUAAUUUGAAAAAUUUCUGUGGUAUUUAAUAUUGUCAUGCAUCUGAAGAUUAACUUAAUAUACUGAUGGAUGGCGACUGAAAGAUACAGCUAAUUUAUUACAUAUUUAAAUGUCUGUAUGAACAGAGCCUCUAUUGCAACAUACAAGACAGGAUUUCAAAGAAUUAAUUUCACAACUCGGUUCACAUUGAGACCUGUCCCUCUUAACAGUGUACUUUCAAAAAUCUUAUUCAGUCUGUCCAUAAGAAAAUCUUAACUUUGUACUUCCUAAUUUAUUAUUUUAGCAGAAUAAGAAAAACCUGUGCUCUCUAGUACUGAACUUGUUGAAUGCAGUGUAUUCACUGGGAGUUCUGCCAGUAUGAUGAUGUUGAUGUUGUGCCAGUAUAGCGUUGUUAAGAGAGAGAGCUUGUGCUUAUGUUGCACAGAAUGUAUAUAGUUGUCUUAACCUUCCACCUGUAUUAAAACAUUUAAGUCUUUCAGAUUCCAGUGUAAAAUUUCUCUGUUGUCUUUGUGGGUAAUAUAAAAAAAGGUAGGUUCAGAUUUCCCAUUCUCUCCCUUUUCAAUACUAUGUUCCUAAAAUUAAUCCAUAAUUUCCAGGGAUCCUAUGAUCUUUUCAUUAGCCAUGACACUGUUAAUUAUCCACUUAACUUAGACUAAGUGUGAGGGAAAAAGAAGAGAGGAUAAACUUCUAAUUUGAUCAUAGGCUAGUCAUUAUUCCUGUUUGCCUGAAAAGUUGGAUUUUCAACUAUUUUGCUGUGUUAUUGAUCUUUCCGGGAUAGAUCUAGCUCUGUAACUUUUUCUACAUUUUUGUUCUCUAAAGUUCUCAAGGAACUUUUAUUAAUGGCUGU
Molecule: messenger RNA, 4912 nt
Organism: Corapipo altera (White-ruffed manakin)
Lineage: Eukaryota; Metazoa; Chordata; Aves; Passeriformes; Pipridae
Gene: MMS22L
Product: MMS22 like, DNA repair protein
Exons: 25
Coding region: 180-3917 (1245 amino acids)
Biological process (GO): double-strand break repair via homologous recombination; replication fork processing
Cellular component (GO): nuclear replication fork
Source: RefSeq, a predicted model, not a curated record